Messenger RNA from Centropristis striata (black sea bass), 3829 nucleotides. RefSeq names its product ATP-binding cassette, sub-family B (MDR/TAP), member 6a (gene abcb6a). The coding region runs from base 277 to 2838 and encodes 853 amino acids. Gene Ontology annotation, biological process: transmembrane transport; heme transport. Gene Ontology annotation, cellular component: membrane. The transcript has 20 exons. NCBI's taxonomy places the organism in Eukaryota, Metazoa, Chordata, Actinopteri, Perciformes, Serranidae. Gene Ontology annotation, molecular function: ATP binding; heme binding; ABC-type heme transporter activity. The record is from RefSeq and is a predicted model, not a curated record.
GUUAUGUUGUUAAGCAAGCACGCAGCAAGGACAACAGCCCACACAGCGUGAGUGCACACACUUUGGAUGGCAGCGAUGACAAAAGACUAGUUGUGUAUCACUUCUUCUCUCACCAGACUGUGAUGUGAUAAACUGUUCGUGUUAAACUUGUGUUUAGCCGACUAAGCUAGCAAACAGCUAUCAGUAUUUGGAGGACUUGCUAGUGUACCCGGAGUAACCUCUGUUUCUGACAAGUGGAGAGUCUGUGAGCUGACAGCAACCAAAUAAGUUGCAGCUAUGGUGUUUAUUCAGAGCUACUGUGAAGUCAAUUCCUCCAUCUCCCACACCUGGGUGGAUGAAGGCAUCGCCCCCUGCUUCUACUUCACCCUCCUCCCCACCAUCCUGCUCACCAUCGCCUUCUUCCUCGGCACCAUCCACUGCAUAUUCUACCAGAAAUAUGGCACCGAGAUGGAACCCAAGUUCAUCCCACGCUCCCGUCUGUACGGUUUCCAGCAGGCCGUCUCCAUCCUCCUGCUGAUUCAGUUCCUGGGUGGGAUGGUGUGGCGUGCUGCCAGCGGAGGAGAGCUCCCAGGCUACGUGGUGCUGUAUGGCUGCUUCUCCAUCCUGGGCUGGGCCUGGGCCAUAGCGCUGCUCCGGGUGGAGAGACGCAGGGUCCUGCUGAUGGACCGGACCAGGGGCCACAGCGCUGCUCUGCUGCUUUUCUGGGCCGUGGCUUUUGCAGCUGAGAACUUGGCCUUCGUCUCCUGGUUUAGUCCUCACUGGUGGUGGGCUCUUGAGAACUACCAACAACAGGUGCAGUUUGCCCUGUGGCUGAUGCGCUACAUGGGCACCAUGCUGCUCUUCUUCAUUGGUUUAAAAGCUCCAGGGCUGCCACGGAGACCAUACAUGCUGCUGAUAAACGAAGAUGAGCGUGACGUAGAGAACACUGGACAGAGCCUUUUGGGCAGAACCGAAGAGAACCAGUCCACCUGGAAGGAUUUCGGCAAGAAAUGCCGCAUGCUUCUUCCUUACAUGUGGCCCAAAGGAAACAUCGUCCUCCAGCUGCUGGUCCUCUUCUGCUUAACGCUGCUGGGAGUCGAGAGAGCGAUUAACGUCUUUGUACCGAUUUACUACAAGAAUAUUGUGAAUGAACUGACUGAUGGCAGCAGCUGGAACACUCUGGCUACCACAGUGUGUAUUUAUUCCCUGCUCAAGUUCCUGCAGGGCGGCGGUGCAGGCGCCUCAGGUUUUGUCAGCAACAUGCGUUCUUUCCUGUGGAUCAAGGUGCAGCAGUUCACCAGCCGCGUGGUUCAAGUGCGUCUGUUCGGCCACUUGCACGGCCUCUCCAUGCGCUGGCACCUGGGCCGCAAAACCGGCGACGUGCUGAGGAGCAUCGACCGCGGCAACACCUCCAUCAACAGCCUGCUCACCUACAUUGUGUUCAGCAUCUUUCCAACUAUUGCUGAUAUCAUCAUUUCUAUCAUCUACUUCAUCACUUAUUUCAACGCCUGGUUCGGACUUAUUAUCUUCGUCUGCAUGACCCUGUACCUCACUCUGACUAUCAUCAUCACCGAAUGGAGAACCAAAUACAGGCGAGACAUGAACCAGCAGGACAACAACGCCAGGUCCAAGGCUGUGGACUCCUUGUUAAACUUUGAGACGGUGAAAUACUACAACGCAGAGAACUAUGAGGUCAGCCGUUAUGAGGACACGAUCUUAAAAUAUCAGGCGUCAGAGUGGAAGACCCAGGCGUCCCUCGCCUUCCUCAACCAAACUCAGAACGUGAUCAUCGGAGCAGGGCUGCUGGCCGGCUCCCUGCUCUGUGCAUACUUUGUGACUGAAGGAAGGUUUAAGGUUGGAGAUUUUGUUCUCUUUGGCACCUACAUCAUCCAGCUGUACACUCCUCUCAACUGGUUUGGAACCUACUACAGACUGAUCCAGAAUUCUUUCGUUGAUAUGGAAAGCAUGUUCAAACUUUUUGAAGAAGAUCAAGAGGUAAAAGAUGAAGUAAACGCUGGGAGUCUUCUCUACCAACACGGAAAAGUGGAGUUUGAGAACGUUUACUUCAGCUACACAAACGGCAAAGAAAUUCUCACGGAUGUUUCCUUCACCGUGCUCCCAGGACAGACAGUUGCCUUUGUGGGACAAUCAGGCUCAGGAAAGAGCACCAUCAUGCGGCUCCUCUUCCGCUUUUAUGAUGUUCAGGGAGGCUGCAUUCGCAUCGACGGGCAGGAUAUAUCAAAAGUGAAGCAGACGUCUCUGCGAGCUCACAUCGGCGUGGUUCCCCAGGAUACCGUGCUCUUCAAUGACACCAUCCGGGACAACAUCCGCUACGGACGCAUCAGCGCCAGCGACCAGGAGGUGGAGGAGGCGGCGCUGGCUGCUGAUAUACACGAUAAAAUCAUGACGUUCCCUGAAGGUUAUGACACUCAGGUGGGUGAAAGAGGUCUGAAGCUGAGCGGAGGAGAGAAGCAGAGGGUGGCCAUCGCCAGAACCAUCCUCAAAGCACCAGAGAUCAUCCUGCUGGACGAGGCCACUUCUGCACUGGACACACAGACAGAACGCAACAUCCAGGCCUCACUGGCUAAAGUCUGCACCAGCCGUACAACACUUGUUGUAGCUCACAGGUUGUCCACCAUAAUCGGAGCAGACUUGAUUCUGGUCGUCAAUGACGGUCGGAUUGCUGAGCAGGGAGGACAUGAGGAGUUACUGGCCAAGGGAGGCUUGUACGCUGACAUGUGGAUGAACCAACAGCAGGCCCAGGACUCCGAUUCCUCGUCGGACACGGAAGCAAAAGACCGCCAGUCGGAGAAACUGCAGCCGCCAUCAACAUCUUCAGGCCACGGCCACGGCCACUGAAUGUAGUUUUUUGUUGCUUUUUUAAAGAGAACUCUGCUUUUUUUUUGUAUUGUCAAACUGAAUGUGUUCAUGGAGAAAAGGGAAGGUGCCUUAAUGCAACUAUUAAGGCAAAAACUAUCUGGCCGUGUCAAAAUGUACCAAACAUAUGUUAAUGUAUCCCGAGGUAUUGGUUGUAAUUAUCGCCAACGUUUUUUAUCAUUUUUUAAAGCCUUUAUUGUGAAGGUAAAGAAUGAAAAGUGGUGCAUGUUGGCACAGGCCUUCAUCCAGGUUAGGUUGAGGAUAUUCUAUUAUUUAAGAAGCACUCCUGCCACAUUUUAAUGUCCUUUAAUUAUUUUUUAUAUAUAAAAGAAAACACUGACUUUUGUCUAAAAAGCAAAGCAAGCAUUUUCCUAAUAGUCUAUGAGCUGACAUAAAUUAUUUAAAGAAAGAAAAGGGAGGAGAAAUAAGCACUGCUUCUUGUUGAGAGGCUCAUGGCUCCGUUGAUGGAUGACAAUGGAUUUUAUUCAGCCUCGUUUUAUUUUUAUAAGUUUUUGUUUGUUGGUUUUUAGCUCCACUGUUAUUUAAAUUUAAAGUGAUCAUUUUUUAUUGUUGUGUAAGAAUCUUUGUACUUUCUAUCACUACUUUAAAGCAAGCAGGGUGUGUUGCUCGUCCGAUCAUUGUAGCUUCUCAAUCUAAAUGGAUUAAUGAAUACACAAAAAGCUAAUGGUAUACAUAUAAAGUGGUACAAUACAAUGGAGACAUGUUAUCAAUUCAACCUUUUGCUUUUGCUGCAUGUAAAAGUCAAAAUAUCUGCUAUGAAAAAGGUGUUCAAUUACAAAAAUAUACACUAUUAUACAAUAUAUAUACAAUCAAAUAUACAGUUUCUGGAUAAGGAUUCACAAUCAUUUGAUGUUUUAAAUCUACCUCACAAAAGGUAUUAUAUCCAUGAUUAUUCUGUUUUGUCUUUUAAGAAAUAAAUGUUUUUUGCAAUGUGUUCUGGUCAGUAAUCUGA